Molecule: messenger RNA, 1297 nt
Organism: Phycomyces blakesleeanus NRRL 1555(-)
Lineage: Eukaryota; Fungi; Mucoromycota; Mucoromycetes; Mucorales; Phycomycetaceae
Exons: 1
Coding region: 14-1297 (427 amino acids)
Source: RefSeq, a predicted model, not a curated record
UUUCUACUCUCUUAUGACCGGUGCGUUUGCGUCUCUUUCCCACAAACGCCAUCGCUCUCCCAGCACGGCCAAGACUCCACCUACUGCACCAAUAGGAAAACUGUCAAAACUCAAGUCUGGUCUAUCGCUCUUUGGCAGACUAGCCAACCCAUUCGGAUCUGGAACCACAACAACUAACCAAGACAACAGCGAAAACGACAACGAAGAAGACGACAACGACGACGAAUGGGAUCAACCAAAGAAAUAUUCCCUCAGUGCUCUUAUGCACUGUUUCAAAAGCGCAGAUCCAGCUGCUUCUGCAAAUCCUGCUGCUUCUGCAACAACUCCACAUCCGCUCGCAGGCGACGCUCUAUACGAACAUACACACUAUCGACAACGAUCGGUCUGUCCAGCACCACCAAUCUAUGACCCGUCACCCCAAGCACCCCUCCGCAAAAAAUCCCUUCCAAGCAUACUCAAGAAAGAUCCACAAGACGAUCACCCAACCACACCCUUCAUACGCCACCAUCGCCACACAAGCAGUCUGCAGAGCUCGGGUCUCUCAGUUCCGUCCAUCAAUAACGGACGUCACAAACAAUCUCGCCAUGUCAGGCACUACUCACAUGUGUCAUCAAGCAUCACCGUCAAUUCGGAGGAUUUGACAGCCAAAGAAUUUGCAGACUACACAGGCAUUCGCAUCUUAUCCGAGACCGAUGACGAUAAUGAGCAUACUAACAGUGAAGAUGAAGAUGAAACAAAACGGUGCGGUUGUGAGGAUGAAGGCAUCGUGCCUGUCCUGGUCCGUGGCACCCACGGCAGACACAAGAGUUGCGACACAACCACAUUACAUGUCAAUGAGGACAGUCAGAUAUCCAUAAAAAGCUAUUGCUCGAUGCACAGUCAUGAUACCCGAUCCCUAUACCGUAAACCACAGAUAUGGGAUUCUGAUUUCUGGCGCAAACCUGGCCAACCACAACCUUUACCACAACAGCCAAACCUUGGCCACAAACGAUCCGGAUCGUCCAUUCCUACCACUCCUCCUCUUCUCAGUCUUACCCAAGAAACCGAACCUCCAAUCAUACACACCAUGCGAAAACUCAACACUCUAUCUACAGAAACCCUCAACCAACGUAAUAACAACACCAAUAUCUCCCAACUUGUACCUCCAUCUCGGAAUUGUAUUAUUCGCAAAGGUCGUUUCGAAAUCCAUCUCGAGAGCUCCUCGGAACCAGAUCGAGUUGAAUUACCUACAGACGAAUGUGUUGUGGAAUGGAAACGCAAACAAAAAAGCCCACUUUCUCAAUCAACUAUCCAUUAA